This is a messenger RNA of Molossus molossus (Pallas's mastiff bat), 1491 nucleotides long. RefSeq names its product alpha-1-B glycoprotein (gene A1BG). The transcript is spliced from 8 exons. Bases 1 to 1491 code for a protein of 496 amino acids. NCBI's taxonomy places the organism in Eukaryota, Metazoa, Chordata, Mammalia, Chiroptera, Molossidae. Gene Ontology annotation, cellular component: plasma membrane. The record is from RefSeq and is a predicted model, not a curated record.
AUGUCCAUGCUGGUGGCCUUCCUGCUGCUCUGGGGUGUCUCCCUGAGCCCAGCGGCAGAAGCGGCCACAUUUUUUGACACCACGCCAGACCUGUGGGCAGAGGCUGAAUCGCUGCUGGAACCCUGGGCCAACUUGACCUUGACAUGCCGGGCCCAGCUGGUCACCAAGGACUUUCAGCUGUUCAAGGAUGGGGUGCUACAGGAAAUUGUGCACACUGACAUAGAUGCCAAAGAGUAUCGCUUCCCACUAGGAGCAGUGACUAGUGACAAUCGGGGCCGCUACCGCUGCUGCUAUGCUAUGGGCAGUAGAUGGACGGGGCUGAGCAACCUGUUGGAGGUCACUGGGGCAGAGACCCUGCCUCCACCCCUGCUCUCAAGUAAACCAGUGUCCUGGAUUACACCGGGCCUGACCCCGACCCUGCUGUGCCGAGGGGGAAUUCGGGGUGUGACCUUCUUGCUGAGACGGGAUGGAGAUGACCAGUUUCUGAAGGUGGUUGAGGCCCCUGAGGCUGUGGAGGCCACCUUCCCAGUCCACCAGGCUGGCAACUACAGUUGCAGCUACCGGACCCAUGCAGCAGGCACUCCCUCUGAGCCCAGUGCCACUGUGACCAUCCAGGAGAUGGCCACGCCGCCACCACCCAGGCUAACGGUCGAGGGAAAGUCUGCCGCUGUCCUGCUCCUUGGAAGGAAAGGCUCCCUCAGCUGCGUGGCGCCCCUGGAGGGCGCGGUGUUCCAGCUGCGGCGCGGAGACAAGGAGCUGCUCAUAAACCGUUGGAGCAGCAGCCCUGACCGAGUCUUCUUUGACCUGAAAUGGAUGGCCCCAGGAGAUGGCGGCCUCUACACCUGCCGCUACCACCUGCGUGGCGAGCAAAUGCCCUGGUCCGCGGACAGUGAACCCGUGGAGCUGCUGCUGAGCGAUGAGACACUGCCGGCGCCCGACUUCUCGGCGGAGCCAGCGACCCUGCGCCCCGCGGUGGGCUCGCUGGUGCAGCUGCGGUGCCGCGCGCCCCGGGCCGGCCUGCGCUUCGCCCUGGUGCGCUACUGGGAUGGAUACCAGGUGCUCGAUCUCCAGAGCCCCGCGGGCGCCGAGGCCCUAUUCGAGUUGCGCGAUGUUUCGCCGAUAGACUCUUCCAACUACAGCUGCAUCUACGUGGACACAGCGCCGCCCUUCGCGGGCUCGGUGCCUGGCGCGCACCUGGACCUGCACGUGGACGGACCCCUCCCCAAGCCGCAGCUCCGGCCCCUGUGGAGUGGGGCAGUGAGUCCAGGCCAGGAUGCUGUCCUGCGCUGCGAGAGCAGCGUGCCCUACUUCACCUUGGAGCUGCUGCGAGAAGGCGAAGUGGUGGCUUCAGCAUAUCACCCCUCAACGGACCUUGUGCUGACCUAUGUCGGGCCUCAACAUGCGGGCAGUUACAGCUGCCGCUCCCGCUCCCGGUGGCCUUUAGUGUCUGAGCUCAGCAACCCCGUGGAGCUCCAGGUGGCAGGAUCUUGA